This is a messenger RNA of Eucalyptus grandis, 2108 nucleotides long. RefSeq names its product GTP-binding nuclear protein Ran1A. The record is from RefSeq and is a predicted model, not a curated record. Gene Ontology annotation, biological process: protein import into nucleus; ribosomal subunit export from nucleus. NCBI's taxonomy places the organism in Eukaryota, Viridiplantae, Streptophyta, Magnoliopsida, Myrtales, Myrtaceae. Gene Ontology annotation, molecular function: GTP binding; GTPase activity. Gene Ontology annotation, cellular component: cytoplasm; nucleus. The transcript has 14 exons. The coding region runs from base 480 to 2075 and encodes 531 amino acids.
CCUGGGGGUCGCGCGUCCCCGGUGACCACCGCCUGGGUCUGCGCGACCUCAGGCCGCCAGAUCUGGCGGUCCGGAGGCCAGAUCUGGCCUCUGCGACCGUAGACGACGGCGUUGCCUGAGGUCACGACCUCAGGCGGCCAGAUCUGGCCGUCCGGCAAUUAGCCGGUGGUUAGCUGGCCGCCGGAUUUAAUUUUCAGAUUAAAAAAAGAAAGAAGAAAAAGCAAAAGCCAUUUGUGACUUUUUGCCGAAUGGUAUUUAUGUUAAUCUACCUUUCAAUGCUACAAUUUACCAAAAGGGAUAACAUUUCAAAAAAUCCCUUAAUCAAACCAAACGGUCCCUACGUGCUUUUCUUUCCUUUUCAUCAUCCCAUUUUCCACGCGUCCAUUCUUAUAUGGAUAGCUCGUGUUCUUGUUGUUGCUGGGUCUUCUUGAAUCUCGAUUCUUUUCGCGAUUCUUCUCGAGAUUUUGGGUCCUGGUCAGAUGCUGUUUCUUUUGGGGGUUCUGGAGCUGAGCGAUCUGGCUUUGCCGAAUCAGCCGAUGUUCAAUCACCCGGUCUUCAAGCUCCUCAUGGUCGGCGAUCCUGGCACAGGCAAAACGACUUUUCUGAAGAGACUUCUUCGUAAGGAGUUUGAAGAGAUAUAUGAGCCAACUACUGGCGUCAAAGUCUAUCCUCUGCUUUUCUUCACAAACCGGGGGAUGAUCCGGUUUGACUUCUUGGAUACUCCAGGGCAGGGUCUAAGAGAUGGAUAUUACAUUCCUGGCCAGUGUGCAAUUAUCAUGUUCGAUGUCACUGCUCGAUCAACAUACAUGAAUGUUCCUGGAUGGCAUCGCGAUCUCUGCAGGGUCUGUGAGAAUAUAUCUGUUGUUCUCUGUGGAAACAAGGUAGAUGGGGAGAAUAGGCAAGUUGAAGCAAGGCAGUUUACAUUCGGGCGCAGGAGUAAUUUGCAGUACUAUGAGAUUUCUGCAAGGAACAUGUACAACUUAAAGGAACCCUUCCUCUACCUCGCCAGAAAACUUGUCGGGGAUCCAAAUCUGCACUUUGUUGAGCUUCCUGCUCUUGUCCCUCCGGAAAUGCACAUGGGCUUUCAGGCUUUGCCGAAUCAGCCGAUGUUCAAUCACCCGGGCUUCAAGCUUCUCAUAAUCGGCGAUCCUGGCACAGGCAAAACGACUUUUCUGAAGAGACGUCUUCCUGAGGAGUUUGAAGAGAUAUAUGAGCCAACUACUGGCGUCGAAGUCUAUCCUCUGCAUUUCUUCACAAACCGGGGGAUGAUCCGGUUUGACUGCUGGGAUACUCCAGGGCAGGGUCUAAGAGAUGGAUAUUACAUUCGUGGCCAGUGUGCAAUUAUCAUGUUCGAUGUCACUGCUGGAUCGACAUACAUGAAUGUUCCUGGAUGGCAUCGCGAUCUCUACAGGGUCUGUGAGAAUAUACCUAUUGUUCUCUGUGGAAACAAGGUAGAUGGGGAGAAUAGGCAAGUUGAAGCAAGGCAGUUUACAUUCGGGCGGAGGAAUAAUUUGCAGCACUGUGAAAUUUCUGCAAGGAGCAUGUACAACUUAGAGGAACCCUUCCUCUACCUCGCCAGAGAACUUGUCGGGGAUCCAAAUCUGCACUUUGUUGAGCCUUUUGCUCUUGCUCCUCCGGAAGUGCACAUGGACUUUGAUCCACGGCAGCAGCAUGAGGCGGAACUUGCUGAAGCAGCUCUUCAGCCACUUCCCGAUGGCGCUAGAAAAGCAGUUUCCAGGUUUGGAGACAGCAAUGAGCAUUCGAGACGGCAGGUGGUUUCAGCCUGCAUCCUUGCGAUGUUGGAGUUCUACAUUGGGGAUGGGAGAUGUUUUCACUUUUUUGGUUUUGCUAAAUUACAUAAUUGUUUCCGUUUGAUUUAUCAAAUUGACCUCAAUUUCGGCAAACAUGUAUUGAUAGUUAACAGCAUACAUAUUCUUUUAGACAAUUGCGGUACAUGGAUGCUGUUGAGGGUGUUAAAUAGGCGGGUCGGUUCGAAGAUGGUCCGACCUAAAUUAAUUCAUUUAAUUUGUAUUGAUCCAUUCUUAUGUAAUACAAUUUUGAUAUUUUGUACUUGACCCGAUUUAUAUUGCCGUAAUGCAUCCAUUUAA